Molecule: messenger RNA, 1086 nt
Organism: Cynara cardunculus var. scolymus (artichoke)
Lineage: Eukaryota; Viridiplantae; Streptophyta; Magnoliopsida; Asterales; Asteraceae
Product: cinnamoyl-CoA reductase 2-like
Exons: 6
Coding region: 65-1033 (322 amino acids)
Molecular function (GO): oxidoreductase activity, acting on the CH-OH group of donors, NAD or NADP as acceptor
Source: RefSeq, a predicted model, not a curated record
UAGGCCAUAGUUAACUCCCCUGCAAGUCAACGAAACUCUCUCUCACACACACAGAGGGAUUUUAAUGGCGGCAGAGAAGGGAAGAGUUGUGUGUGUAACAGGUGCAGGAGGGUUUAUAGGAUCCUGGUUAGUGAAGUUUCUGCUCUCUAAGAACUACACCGUUCAUGGCACCGUCAGAAACCCUCUGGAUGAGAAAAACGCUCAUUUGAAGAGCCUAGAGAAAGCAUCCGAGAACCUGAAGCUCUUCAAGGCAGACCUUCUCGACUACGAGUCUAUUAGGGCAGCCAUUGCAGGAUGCGAUGGUGUGUUCCAUACUGCAAGUCCAGUUCCACCAAGUUCUGUACCAAACCCCGAGGUAGAACUGAUUGAGCCUGCUGUUAAAGGUACUCUCAACGUACUUAAGGCAUGUUGUGAAGUAAAUGUCAAGAAAGUCUUGUAUGUGUCUUCUGUAGCUGCUAUUGCGGUCAUACCUAAUAGACCCAAGGAUCGACCGUUGGAUGAGACUUUUUGGUCUGACAAAGAUUUAUGCAGAUCCAAUAAUGAUUGGUAUUGUCUUUCUAAAACACAAGCAGAAAGUGAGGCAUGGGAAUUCUCAAAAAGAAACGGUAUUGAUCUUCUGUCCGUGUGCCCAACUCUUGUUACGGGACCAAUGCUGCAGCAGACAAUGAAUGCUAGUAGCUUGGCUAUUCUUAAGCUUCUUAAAGAAGGAUAUGAAGAAAUAGAGAACAGGCUGCGGAUGAUCGUAGAUGUACGUGAUCUAGUCGAAGCACUUCUUUUAGUGUAUGAAAAACCUGAGGCCAGUGGAAGAUACAUAUGCACAUCUCACCUGAUCAGGUCAAAACAAUUGGUAGAAAUGCUGAAGAAGUACUAUCCUGACUACAAGUAUCCAAAGAAAUUUAUCGAGCUGGAUGGAAUAUUUUCAGUUACAUCUGAGAAACUACAGAGGCUGGGGUGGAGCUACAGACCACUGGAAGAAACGCUUGUGGAUUCAGUCGAGAGCUACAAAGAAAACGGUCUUCUGGGUAACUUAUAAAUUGUCCUCCAUCUUUAUCAACCACUUUCUAUUCUAAUAACAAUUUUUAUAUC